[Torrubiella] hemipterigena is the source of this 4010-nucleotide messenger RNA. Lineage: Eukaryota; Fungi; Ascomycota; Sordariomycetes; Hypocreales; Clavicipitaceae. The record is from the annotation of a GenBank genome assembly.
UUCCUCCUCCUCUCCUCCUCUUCCUCCCGCUUCCCCGUCAUCUCACCACAAACACGCCCGCCCGCUCGUCCAUCGAUCUUUCUGCGCCUUUUAUUUUAUUUUCGCCUUCUUUCGACUCAGCGCCAAACGCAUGGCACUGACUGCCUCGACUUUCCCCGAAUUGGGUUUCUAGGGCGCUGCCUCGCUGGCUUCGCAAACCGGCCAAAAAUCUCCCUCACCAACCCGAGCCUCAAUACGCUAUCGUGCGAUUCAUUCUUUCCGGCCCGACAGCCCUUCUCCUACCGCGUCUUUCCGAUCCGUUACGGCUCGGCCUUCCAUGUCCUGUGCCUUUCUUUUGUAACAUUUCCUCGAAUCGCUUGCCGCCGUGCGCCCAGUCUCGUAUUCUCGACACUUUACCACCACAACACCGCUGACCACCUCCCUUCCGACCGCAAGCGAAUGAUACAGCAACGCCUGCUGUAGGGGAGAGUAUUACCUUGUCGAAAUCUUCUCGACAAUAGACACGGCUCUCCCGCGUCUCCAAGCCCCCGCUUCCAUCGCCAUAAUUCUCUGACAAGCCACACUCCCACGUCAUUUCGUGCCGUCGACAACAUGGCCGAAAUGUCAGAGGACGACGUGGGCAUGUCGGUGGUCGAAUGGUCGGCCCAUGAUGCCCCGUCUCCUUCAGAUACAUUAAAGUCCGACAUGGACCUGGAGGAUAGACAGGGCAUGGACGGUCCAUCGCAGCCCAUUCAGAAGCGACGCCGAGUAACCAGAGCCUGCGACGAAUGUCGACGAAAGAAAAUCAAGUGUGAUGGAAAACAACCGUGCACGCAUUGUUCUGUAUAUAGUUAUGAAUGUACAUACGAUAAGCCAUCUAACCGAAGGAGGAACCCGGCGCCCCAAUACAUUGAGGCUCUCGAGGGCCGGUUGCACCGCGCCGAAGCCAUGCUGCGUAAGCUGUUGCCCGAUAUCGAUCUCAACGAUCCCAAUCUCGACCCAUCAGUUCAGCAAGAAUUCAACAACCGCGAACAAAAUCGAGCCCAAGCCGCCAGCAAGAUUCAAAUCAACGCUCCACCCACUGCACCGCCCACGGCAGAUCUCAACGACAAGAAGCUGCUGUCUAUGAUUGACUCGAUCGGCCAGCUGGAGCUUGAUGAUAAGGGAGCCUGGGACUACCACGGUACCUCGUCCGGACCAGUCUUUUUGAAUCGCAUGAAGGAAAACUUUCGUGGCAUGCUCGACCCCGUCUCCGGUGGUGUCUUGUCGCUCCCUCGUGCCGAGCAAGAAUCCGGUCUGCUCUUCGGCCUCGACACAUCUAACCCGUUAAGCUAUUCCUCAUUUUCCACAAUGUCAGCAUACCCCGAGUUACCGCCGAAGGAUGUAGCCCAACGACUAUGCUACUACACCCUGAGUUGUGGUACCUGCUUAGUACGCAUCGUGCACAUUCCCUCAUUUUACGAAAAAGUAGAGCGCAUAUAUGAGGUCCCUCUCGACCAUCUCGAUCCAGAAGACAAAAACUUUGUCGGCCUCUUCUUUGCCGUCCUCGCCCUAGGCUGCAUGUACACUGCGUUUGACGACACAUCGGAAAAUGUGACUUACGAGGCUUCCAUCGAGCAAGGCCGCAAAUAUUAUCGCUACUCAAGAACCAUCCUCAAAGAGCUUACCGAAUGCCGCGACCUCGUCUCUAUCCAAGCUCUUCUCUUCAUGAUCCUCUUCCAGCAAGCCACAUCCGACCUCAGCGCCUGCUAUUCAUUAAUCGGUAUUGCCCUGCGCUCAGCUCUCCGCAUAGGUUUACACCGCAACAUCGAUCACGACCAGAUGAAUGGCGUGCAGCAAGAAACACGAAAGCGCGUAUUCUAUGUAAUACGACAGAUGGACAUUUAUGUAUCCACACUGCUCGGCUUCCCGUUGAUGCUGCAGCGUGAGGACAUUGACCAGCCGUUCCCUGCAGAGAUUGACGAUGAGUUCAUCACCAUUCAGGGCAUCAUCCAACCACCGCCGGGCACACCAUCAUUUUUUCAAGCGUUCAACGCCCAUACGCGCUUGAUGGAGACGCUGCACAAAAUCACCAAAUACGUAUAUCCCACGCAGGCAUCUGCGCAAGGCGCCAUCAAGGGCAACAAACCCACACAAACAUAUCUUAUCAGCUACAGUCGUAUAAAAGAAAUAGAAACAGAUCUGCACGGGUGGUUUGAGAAACUACCCGAGGCAUGGAGACCCAGCCCUGAAGGGCCUGUAGAAGUAGUCCGUGUCCGACAUCUUUUGCGAUUCGCUUACGCCCAUGUUCAACUCGUUCUGUACCGCCCUUUUAUACACUACAUCUCACCCCGACUUAACCAAGGCAUGAAGGUGGACGAGCUGUCGUAUGCUUGCGCGGCCGCCGCCGUCAGUGUUUCACGAAACAUUGUCCAUAUUGGCCUGGAGAUUCGAAAGCAGCGCGUGCUUAGUGGACCGUACUGGUUUAUGCUCUACACAGAAUUCUUUGCCGUUCUGACGCUCAUAUUUUACGCCGUUGAAAACCCUGGUAAGCCUGGUUGCGCCGAGGUUUUGAGUGACGCGCGCGCUGGUCGCCAAAUGAUUGCUGAGCUCGCCAACAAGAGCCAGGCGGCGCAAAUGAUCACAACAGCAUUGACGGCCUUGUUCGAGCAAGUGCCCGAUAUGAUGGAACAGGGUCGUGUGCGAGCGCUUGCGGCCAAGAAGAGAAUGGCUGGCCCUCAAAAGCCUAGCCUGAUGGCAGCACAGCACCAAGCCAUGGCAUCGCAGGUGAUGCCGCCGGCGCAAAACGGCCACAUGUCCAAUGGCACCUUUGGCACGCCCGGCUCCAUGACGUCUCUCGACCAGCUUACCGCGGACCAGUUCCACGACCUCGCAUUUAGCGGUAGCAUGCAAGAUCUAUAUCCGAUGGAGGUGUCGUCGCGUGCAACGCCCGAAUCGGCCACAUCCAGCGCCAACCACCACGCGUUUGUAACGCAGGCCAUGGCCGCGCAGGGCCUACAGAACCCGGUACACAAGCUCGACUCCCUCAUGUUCCCUUCGGACGACCCAUUUGCAUAUCCCAACCAGCCAAUGAUGGAGCUUGGAUACCAACCCAAGGGCGGCGACGACACCGCCAUGGUACAGGACCCCAACUUCUUCUUCGGCAACGAGUCACUCGGUAACCUCAACGACGACUUCCUGAACCAAACCCAACAGUUCCUCAUGCAGGGCCAGGCACAGAGCCAAGGCGGUAUGGGCCUCACGUCGAACCUCUUUGGCCAGAACAUGAUGCUCGGCCUCCAGAACCAACAACAACAGCAGCAGCCCCAGCAGCCCAUCCCGACACCGCACGUCCAGACACCGCAGAUCUCGCGCCAGCCAUCUCAGCAGUCGCAGCUCUCCCAGCUCUCCCAGCAGCAGGCACAGCAAGCACAAGUACAGCCGGCACAGCGCAAGCCCAAGGUCCAGCGCCCCAGCGUGUCCCAGCCCCAGCAGGCUACAGCAACACCGCCUGUCGAACAGACCAGACAACAGCAGCGCGGCCGCCUCGGCCUAUCCUUCUUCAACCGCCGUGUGCGUGCUGAGCGCCAGCAAGAGCGCCAGCAGGAGCAGCAGAUUGACCAAAUCUUUACCGAGCACGGCAUGCAGGCCGAUUUCGGUAGUUUCUUUGGUUCUGGCAGAGGUGGUUUCCAGGGCAUGUAAAAUCGGUGCAGUCCGCCGCUUGUUAUCCCUACCGUCACUUUUUAUUUUUUCUAUUUGUUUGCCUUUUUGGGAACGAUACCCCGUUUACAUUUUGUUUUUUUGGGUCUGGUAUACACAACACAUAUACACGCACACACACCUUCUUUUGACAGUCUUGUCAUUUUUGUUUUGUUUUUGAUGAACCAUGGACGGAGCAGGCUGAAAUUUUUCUGGCAGGAAAAAACGGAGUUUUAUUAUAUUGUUUAAAUACUGUUAUCGGGACAUUUUUCUUAUGUUCUGAGCGGGAGCUUUUGUUCAUGAAGGUGCUGGGGGUGUAGAUAUAUAAAUGGAUAUUUCUGUUUUAUCUUGAA